Messenger RNA from Humulus lupulus (European hop), 1487 nucleotides. RefSeq lists its product as uncharacterized. The coding region runs from base 156 to 1472 and encodes 438 amino acids. Gene Ontology annotation, biological process: actin filament depolymerization. Gene Ontology annotation, cellular component: actin cytoskeleton. Gene Ontology annotation, molecular function: zinc ion binding; actin binding; nucleic acid binding. The transcript has 7 exons. NCBI's taxonomy places the organism in Eukaryota, Viridiplantae, Streptophyta, Magnoliopsida, Rosales, Cannabaceae. The record is from RefSeq and is a predicted model, not a curated record.
GAAUUUUCUAACUUGGAAAUUGGAAAAUUAUAUGUCGUUUAGAGCGAGAGUAUAUUUAUUUUCCUCGCAGCCGCCGUAUCGCUCUGCUCGGCAGCCAUAGUCCUAAUCAAAAACCCUCAUAAACUCUCAAGCUCCAUUCGCAGUACCCGACAAUAAUGGUGAGCAAAAGGCAAAAAGAAGCUCGUAAGAAAUUCAAGGCCGAGAACCCUGGACUGUUCCCUAAGCCAGAGCCUACCCCCCCUAAAGACCCAGACAACGCGAAGAAGAAGAAGUUCAAGCGGAAGAGGAAAGUAGAAUCGAAAGCCCCCACCGAUGGAACCAGACCCAUCAAAAAGGGGCACAGAAAACACCCACUUAGAGUACCUGGUAUGAAGCCCGGUGAGAGCUGUUUCAUCUGUAAAGCCAAAGACCAUAUCGCCAAGCUUUGCCCUCAAAAAGCUCAGUGGGAAAAGAACAAGAUAUGCCUGCUCUGCCGAGGCCGUGGGCAUAGCCUGAAGAACUGUCCUAACAAGAACGAUGAGACCGUGGAUAAAAAAAUGUGUUAUAAUUGUGGAGAAAGUGGGCAUUCACUUGAUAAAUGCCCCCGACCUCUUCAAGAUGGAGGAACGAAGUUUGCCACAUGCUUCAUUUGUAACGAGACUGGGCACUUGAGUAAAAACUGUUCUAAAAACACUCAUGGGAUAUAUCCCAAGGGUGGUUCUUGCAAACUUUGUGGUGGUGUUACACAUUUGGCAAAAGAUUGUCCUAACAAAAACCAACGCACCAACGAUACCGCAGUUGCUAGUAAAGCUAUUCGUGCCUCUGCAGAGGGAAGACCAAGAGGACAAGUGAUCAAAUUUACAAGUGGGGAUGAUCUUGAGGAUGAUUUCAUGGCAGAGGACACAAAUGGUAGUAAAAAAGAUGAGGCUUCGGAGCCAGAUCUGGGUUCUGUUUCUAAUUCCCAAGAAAGUAAUAUAAAAUCAAAGAAGAAACAAGGACCCAAAGUAGUAAAUUUUGUUGGAUAUCUUGUUUCUUUCCUUUUUUCCUAUUUGUUGCAUUGCAACGCACAAUAUUUGGAUCAGGCUAACGCGGCAUCUGGAAUGGCUGUGAGUGAUGAGUGUAAACUUAAGUUCUUGGAGCUUAAAACAAAGAGGAACUACCGAUUCAUCGUGUUCAAGAUUGAGAAUCAAGAAGUUGUGGUAGAGAAACUAGGAAGCCCCGGUGACUCCUAUGAUGCAUUCACAGAUUCUCUACCUGCCAACGAAUGCCGCUAUGCUGUCUAUGAUUUUGAUUUCACCACCGAUGAGAACUGCCAGAAAAGCAAGAUUUUCUUCGUUGCUUGGUCACCGGACACAUCUAGGGUGAGGAGUAAGAUGGUUUAUGCAAGCUCUAAAGAUAGAUUCAAGAGGGAAUUGGAUGGCAUACAAGUUGAGUUGCAAGCAACCGAUCCUAGUGAGAUAAGUCUUGACAUCGUAAAAGGCCGAGCUCUUUAAACACUCAUGAAUAUU